This is a messenger RNA of Anarrhichthys ocellatus (wolf-eel), 6348 nucleotides long. RefSeq names its product solute carrier family 4 member 4a (gene slc4a4a). Gene Ontology annotation, cellular component: plasma membrane; basolateral plasma membrane. Gene Ontology annotation, molecular function: sodium:bicarbonate symporter activity; monoatomic anion transmembrane transporter activity; solute:inorganic anion antiporter activity. The transcript has 26 exons. Gene Ontology annotation, biological process: transmembrane transport; bicarbonate transport; monoatomic anion transport. The record is from RefSeq and is a predicted model, not a curated record. NCBI's taxonomy places the organism in Eukaryota, Metazoa, Chordata, Actinopteri, Perciformes, Anarhichadidae. The coding region runs from base 270 to 3560 and encodes 1096 amino acids.
GCAGCAUGCUGAGCGCAGUCGCCGCGCGACGCCUCAUUCAAACUUCCCCGAGAGCUGUGGAAGUAGACUUCUUCACCUUCACGUGCACACAGCGGCCGGUGACACAACCGGAGCCAGGCACACAGGACCUACAGCGGCGAGUCCUUCGCUCUUGCGCCACCUCGGAAGUGCAUUUCUUCCACCAGGCCCUCGUGUGUCAAGCAUCAGCAGGGUGAUCCGCUCUGCUCGGCACAUUCACUAAGGAGAUUUAUCACACGCAACCUGAAGAGAUGAGCAGCGGCAAGAAGAUGGAGGACGAGGCGGUGCUGGACCGGGGGGCGUCCUUACUCAAGCACAUCUGUGACGAGGAGGAGGUAGAGGGCCACCACACCGUCUACAUCGGCGUGCACGUGCCCAAGAGCUAUCGGCGGCGGCGCCGCCACCGUCGGAAAGCCGGCCACAAGGACAGAAAGGACAGGUUGACGGAGAACACCUCUGACAAGUCGGACACAGAAAACAACGAUGAGGCCAGCAACAGCAUCCUCAAACCUCUCAUCUCGUCGGCGGCCGAGAGGAUCCGCUUCAUCCUCGGCGAGGAGGAUGACGGCCCAGCGCCGCCUCAACUCUUCACGGAGUUGGACGAGCUUCUGUCGGUGGAUGGACAGGAGAUGGAGUGGAAGGAGACGGCCAGGUGGAUCAAGUUUGAGGAGAAGGUCGAGAAAGGAGGUGAACGCUGGAGUAAACCCCACGUGGCCACGCUGUCCUUGCAUAGCCUUUUUGAACUGCGGACGUGCAUAGAGAAAGGCACCAUCAUGCUGGACAUGGAAGCUUCCACUCUAUCUCAGGUUGUUGAGAUGAUCACUGACAACCAGAUAGAGAUCGGCCAGCUGAAAGCCGAGCUGAAGGACAAAGUGAUGUACACGUUGUUACGGAGACAUCGUCACCAGACCAAGAAGUCCAACCUGCGCUCUCUGGCUGACAUCGGCAAGACGGUCUCCAGUGCAAGUAGGCUGUUUUCCAACCAGGAGAACGAUAGUCCCACCACAACUCACCGGAACCUGACCUCCAGCAGCAUGAACGACAUUUCUGACAAACCGGAAAAAGAGCAGCUGAGGAACAAGUUCAUGAAGAAGUUGCCGAGAGACGCCGAGGCCUCCAACGUGCUGGUGGGGGAGGUGGACUUCCUGGACGCGCCGUUCGUGGCGUUUGUUCGUCUGCAGCAAGCUGUGAUGCUGGGAGCCCUAACUGAGGUUCCUGUUCCCACAAGAUUUUUAUUCAUCUUGCUCGGACCCAAAGGCAAAGCCAAGUCGUACCAUGAGAUCGGCCGAGCGAUCGCCACGCUGAUGUCGGACGAGGUCUUUCAUGACAUUGCGUAUAAGGCCAAGGACAGACAAGACCUGCUGGCCGGUAUCGACGAGUUCCUCGAUGAGGUGAUCGUGCUUCCUCCGGGAGAGUGGGACCCGGCCAUCCGGAUAGAGCCCCCGAAAUCCCUCCCGUCCUCUGACAAAAGGAAAAACAUGUAUGCAGGAGGAGACUCUCAGAUGAACGGAGAUAUGCCUCAUGAUGGAGGUCAUGGAGGAGGGGGACAUGCUAGUGGGGACGAGCUAAAGAAGACUGGAAGGUUUUGUGGGGGCCUCCUACUUGACAUCAAAAGAAAAGCGCCUUUGUUUGUCAGUGACUUCACCGAUGCAUUUCACAUUCAGGCCUUGUCGACCAUUUUGUUUAUUUACCUGGGAACCGUGACGAACGCCAUCACCUUCGGUGGUCUGCUGGGGGACGCUACAGAAAACAUGCAGGGGGUGUUGGAGAGUUUUAUGGGCACAGCGAUCACAGGCGGGGUCUUCUGUCUGCUGGGCGGCCAGCCGCUCAUCAUCCUCAGCAGCACCGGUCCUGUCCUGGUGUUUGAACGGCUGCUCUUCAACUUCAGCAGAGAUAACGAGUUUGACUACCUGGAGUUCCGCCUGUGGAUCGGCCUGUGGUCGGCGUUCUUCUGCCUGAUGCUCGUGGCCACUGACGCCAGCUUCCUGGUUCAGUACUUCACCCGGUUCACCGAGGAGGGCUUCUCCUGUCUCAUCAGCUUCAUCUUCAUCUACGAUGCCUUCAAGAAGAUGCUCAAAUUAGCUCACCACUAUCCCAUCAACGCGGACUUUAAAACGGAGUAUGUCACGCAAUAUGACUGCCUCUGUAUGGCCCCUACUGUUCUAGAGAACAGUACAGACAUCUCUGACGAAGGUACUUCGGUCUGGUUCUUGAACAACACUGGUCUGCCGAUGAACGCCACGUGGUCGUCCCUCUCAACGACGGAGUGCUUAAAGUACAAUGGAGAGCUGGUGGGGAAGGCCUGCGAGUUCGUCCCAGACAUCACCCUCAUGUCCUUCAUCCUGUUCUUCGGCACUUACACCUGCUCCAUGUGUCUGAAGAAGUUCAAGACCAGCCCGUUCUUCCCCACCACGGUGAGGAAACUCGUCAGUGACUUUGCCAUCAUCCUGGCCAUCUUCAUCUUCUGUGGAGUCGAUAUGCUCGUUGGAGUCGACACUCCGAAACUCAUUGUGCCAAGUGAAUUCAAGCCAACGAGUCCUCACCGGGGCUGGUUUGUGCCCCCGUUCGGAGGAAACCCCUGGUGGGUUUACCUGGCGUCGGCUCUCCCCGCCCUGCUGGUCACCAUACUGGUCUUCAUGGACCAACAGAUUACUGCUGUGAUAGUCAACAGGAAGGAGCACAUGCUGAAGAAAGGGGCAGGUUACCAUCUGGAUCUGUUCUGGGUGGCCGUUCUGCUCAUUAUCUGCUCCUUCAUGGGUCUGCCGUGGUACGUAGCCGCCACCGUCAUCUCCAUCGCUCACAUCGACAGUCUGAAGAUGGAAACCGAAACUUCGGCUCCUGGAGAGCAGCCGAAGUUCCUGGGUGUGAGAGAGCAGAGGCUCACCGGUGUCGUCGUGUUCAUCCUCACAGGACUGUCUGUCUUUAUGUCGCCUAUUUUAAAGUUCAUCCCGAUGCCUGUGCUGUAUGGAGUCUUCCUAUACAUGGGAGUCGCCUCUCUCAAUGGAGUGCAGUUCAUGGAUCGUCUCAAGCUGCUUCUGAUGCCAGCGAAGCAUCAGCCCGACCUGGUUUACCUGCGACACGUUCCCCUCCGGAAGGUCCACCUCUUCACCUUCAUCCAGAUCCUCUGCUUGGCCCUGCUCUGGAUCCUCAAGUCCACUGUGGCCGCCAUUGUGUUCCCCGUCAUGAUCCUCGCUCUGGUGGCCGUCAGAAAAGCGAUGGACUGGAUGUUCUCGCAGCAUGAACUCGGCUUCUUGGACGACGUCAUCCCAGAGAAGGACAAGAAGAAGAAAGAGGACGAUAAGAAGACAAAGAAAAAACGAGGCAGCAUAGACAGCGACGCGGAAGACGAGAGAAGUCCUCAUCAUUCCUUGACCGACACACAUCGUGCUGAGCAGCUUCGCUACUACCAAGACAACUGUUUGUCCAGCCCCGAGAUGAGUCCGCUGAAGCCUGUGCCUCAGAUUAGAAUAGACAUGGACCCCGACGACGACGACGACAAUUCAUUCUACUGGAAGAGCAGAGGAUCCGAAACGUCUCUGUAGAGCACCGAACCACCGGCAGGCGACGCAAGACAACUCUGACUUUACAUUAUUGCAAAAAUAUUCUUUUUAACUCCGAAAUCCAAAAGACUUUGUUCUGAAUACGUCACAGAGAAAAGAAGGGAAACGCACCGCAAAAACAAAACAAAGGAAAGAGUCUAACACGACACAAGAAAACGUUCUUUUUCUAAUAGUGAAGCCAUUUUAAAAGCAUUUCUUUGCUCACAGUCUUCUCUUGGUAUUUUCCCGCACAGCUCCACAGUAAACUGAUAAAUGUGACUCCUCACUCUUCUUCUAUGCAACUCCUCCCACAUCACGGUAAACGCUGCAGCUCUCUGACCACGCAUGAAACGCCUCCCUGCUCCUUUUUUAAUAUAUACAUAUAGAAACAAAUAUCUGUGGGAAUUUUUAUAUCAAGUCAUUUACUCUAAUAACAUUUUCCUGUAGCAGGAAAAUCACGUUUAUUUUUUUUGUUUUAUAGCUCUACCUCUUGUUUUAGAUUAAAGGCUUAUUAUGAACAAAUGCAACAUGUUGAUUUGUGAGACAGCGCGAGGGUUUUGAUAUGUUCUCUCUGUCCUGUUGAAUGAUUCAAGAGAUUCACUGUCUCAUAGCUUGUGAAGGAAACGUGUGCAAAUAGAUUAUUUUUAAGUUGAUUAACAGUUGCUUAACAACGCACAUUUGUAUGUGCAGAUGAGGUAAAAUAUUUUUAUUAUCACUUUUUGAUGCAGUUUUUGAUUGAGUCACCGUCUCUUUCUAAUUUUCUGACUCUUUCUUUCACGUGUGUUCACUUCAAAGCUUUUGUUACUCUUUUAAAUCAAAUCAUUUUAUCUUGUGUGUGUAUGUUGGUAACUUUUUCUUAUGUCCUUUGCUGGUAGAAAACAGUUUAGCGAGACUUGAUCAUCUGAUUUUCCUCAGCCAAACUUACUCUAACUAGGAAUGCAUAUCAUAUAAUCGCUUGUGCUGCACAAACUACUUAACCUAAGUGGCUUAUAAGAGAUCGAUCCAGACGGGAACGAUUGUGGUGACGAUGUGACGACAGUUAGGAGAAGCUCUGUGCAGCAGGUUUAUUUCUUUUUGUCUCAGCUUUGGAGUUAUCUGAUGAUGGGAUCACAUGUUUCUUUUCGUUUUUAAUAUAAUUAAAGCCUAUCUCAGUACAGUACUCGCACGCAGCACUGUCUGUGAGUUAUUGGUCGCUGUCGUUCUUCCUGUACAGGCCGUCUCUUUGUAGAGCAACUAAACUGAAACCGGGAAGAAAAUGCAUCGAUAGUUAAGAGUUUAUUCACACAUGCAGAUGCAAAGAGUCCCUUACCAGCCGGACUUUUGCUGCUUGUUUUUGUUGAUUAAACCUUUUAUCCAACUGGACUGUUAUUUUCUCAUGUUGCCAGUAUAUCGGUGCACGCUGAAGUAGUUAUCUCACAAGCUACACUACGUGUUUCCACGCGUCUUUUUUUCUUAUUCAAUUGGAACCUUGAAAUAUAUAAAUAAGAUGAUUUUAUUUUUAUUUUUUUGAUGAAGUUAAACCUUUCUUAACUUCCCAAAGUUUCCCCUGGACGCCUCAUGUAGCCUAUUGGUGCGUUUGAGUAUGUAUGUGUGAAAGAGGCAUUAAUUUAAGUUACCGGUACCCAGACGGCAACCUGCAAACAAGCCAAUGCAGAAGUGUCCUAAAACCUGCAUUCUCUCUACUGUCCAUCAGGGGGCGACUCCUCUGGUUGUAUAGAAGUCUAUGAGAAAAGGACCCUACUUCUUACUUGAUUUAUUACCUCAGUAAACAUUGCUAACUUGAGUUUAGGUCUUGCCAAGAAAAGCAGUGGGAUUCAUAGUAACUCCUUAAAGAGGCCUUCGUCAAAACAAGCGGGUAUCGCAGUCUGGUCGGGUUUUUACGAUCAUUGCUGGUGUCGCGUAUAAACCCAUAGAAGUGUCCCUCUGACAUGGAAAAAAACCCAUCAUAACUUUAAAGGAUACCCACUGGAUUGGUCUGAAGCUUCAUUAGCAUUAACUAACAGAUCAUUUUUUUGCAUGCGAUUGUAAUUAUUGCUCCCCAAUCUUUAUAAUAUUUUAAUAGACUUGUAAAAACCCAAACUCGUGCUUAAAAUAAAACAUCCACAGUUGGAUUUUUAGGACUCAAGCUGCCGAAAUUAGGCAAUUGGAGUAAAAACACUAUUCACUGCAUCCACAGUCCCAUCCAGAAAGAAUGAACCCUCUCAGAACUGUAAUUGGCCAGUAUGACCUUCUGAAGCACUGCUCGUCGUCACAGCACCCCCACUCUAUCUCUACAGGGCCCACCGGAGCACCGUCUCACUUGAAUGUCUGAGCCUUUAGUGGCAGUCCUCUCUGUCUUCCUCACCACUAUAGAAGUCAAAUUAAACUGCGUGAUGAAUGAGCCGCCUUCCUCCUCUGGAAACCAUGUACAUAAAAGGCGCGUCGUUGUUUUUGUUCGGUUUUUCUUCUUCCAGCUCACCAGCCCAUGUAGCGACGUCGUUUAUACUCCAUCAGUGUUGUUAGUCAGCAGCAGCGAGUGGGAACAAGUGUGACUUAAUGUCUGGGACGUGUUUUUAGUGGGAGUUGUUAGUUUAAAGUGUGUCGUACUGUGUGAGCAUGUCGGGACAAACAUCCACAACAUCAAAUGAAAACACGUGUUUAAUGAUCAUUUUAGGGUACGGAAUAAAUACUCAUACCUUUGUUUUGAUUAACUUUUUUGUGACUUUUUAGAAACAGGUGAAAUGGUUUAUUUUAGAAUUUAUAUUUUUCAAAUGAAAUGUAUAUUUGAAAAUAAACAGAAUUCUCAAACAGU